AUGCUCCUUGGACUUACACUCGUCUCACUGGCGGAUGCCUUGGACUUGGGGGAAGCGGCACGGAGACUCGAAGGCUGCGCCCAGCUGCUCCUGGAGACGCGCGAUGGCGGGCGGCACGAGGAGCUGAUGGCUUGCCGGGUGCCUUUGCUGGGCUCCUUGCACGAGGAUCAGAUCCCAGGCUAUUCCUACAAUGCCACGGAGGACUGUGACUUCUGGGCGAGCUAUGCUGCUAGAGAUCGACAUGUCGAAGGUAGCAGCAUACUGGAUUUCAUGCGUUUGGCUGCGUACCGGUAUGCUCCCUUCGACCCCCCGUUGCGGCCGAAUGGCACAGCGCUCUACAUCGGCGCCCAUCGUGGUGGAGAAGAUGGUUUGGAGUUUCACCGCAGGGGCGUUGCAUUGCAGAUGCACCUCUUUGAGCCCUCUCCGACCUUCUUCCGGAGCUUGGUCAGAUCUUUGCACGGAGUGCCGGGCUUCACGCUGCACAACUAUGGCCUGGGCGCGAAAACGCGCCGCGCCUUUCUGCGUGUGCGUGGCACGGCCUCCCGGGUGGUGGAGGGCUCCGAAGAGGACACCGAGGCGGUGCUGAUCCGCUCCACGGCCGAGGCGAUCCCGGAGGUCCUGGCGCAAAGCCGGCAGAGCUCGGUGGAGUUACUUCACGUGAAUUGUGAAGGCUGCGAGUACGACGUGGUACAAGGCUUGGGAGACACUGGGCAACUGGCCCGGAUUUCGCAAGUCCAGCUGGCUACGCAUUUGAUGGACUACGAGGGCCCUUCCGCCGACUUCCACGAAGCGGUCUCCUUAUCUUUGCAAGUCUCGGUCAAACGAUACUGCGCCAUGCAUCGGACCUUGUCCCAGACCCAUGAGCGAGCCUGGGGCCUGCCCUGGGUCUGGGAGCGUUGGACCAAGCGGAACAAGCGCGAAGAGCUCACCGCGACCGCGAAGAGCUCACCGCGAGCCUUUCUGGUCAAGUGGGGUCAGCGGCCAAAGCCUGGUGAAGUGAAUCGGCUUCCGGUCUUUCGUCUACGAGAUGUCCCUAUGGCACCCAUAGAAGGUGGCAGCCAGGCCAUGGUCGAUUGGGGAAGAGCAAUGGCGGGUCCAAUGACUGGUGGCUAUUCAGUGGGCUUUCAACUGACUCCACUGGGUCCCGAUGGCGAUUUGACAGCUCAUGACUUUAAGGGCGGGCCACACCCGGUCGAGAAGGACCCAAUUUUCAACCUCUGUACCGAAAACCGUGAGAAGGGAAACAAGUUGGUGCAAGAGGGUAAGUUUGAAGAAGCAAUCGCCCGAUAUUCGGAGAUGAUCAUGCAGUCUCGUGCGCUUGAAGGAGAACAGGAUGUGCAGUGGACGGAUGAAGGUAGAGAUUCUGUUCGACAGUUACGAGCAGCUGCCUAUCUGAACCUGUCCCUAUGCUUUCUCAAGUUGAAACAGUGGCAGCAUUGCGUGAACACCGCCACACGAGCUCUGCAGGGAGACAAGGAUCCUCCAGAUCCGAAGGAGAAUGUGCUGCCACCGGAGAAGAAGGCGAAAGCCUUGUUCCGACGCGCACUUGCUCAAAAAGAUGGCUUUGAGAAGCUGGAUGAGGCCGUGAAGGACCUUAAGACAGCUUUGGAGUAUGUGCCAGAGGACAAAUCAAUCCAACAAGAGCUUCAACGAGUCAAUCAGGCUUUGUUGAAAGAAAAGAAGAAGGCAGACAAGAAGCUGAGCGGAUUCUUGUCCGACAGCAAGACGGUGAAGUCUGGCGAGGGCAUUUUCAGCGAGAGUGACCGCCAGAGAGAUACCUCGGGGCCGGAGCUGCCAGCCGAUCCUGUGAAAGUGAGGGAUGGCCUUUGGCUGGUGCCCAAAGAUGAAGAUCAGGAUGCCAAGGAAGCCGUUGAGGCGGGCAUUGAUCUGGAUGAACUGGGUCGCGAGAUCAAUGAGCUCAGAGAAGAUAAGCCUGAAGUCUUCAGCGAGCUGAGAGAAAAGAUGAAGACCAUGAUUGAGGCCCACAUGGAGAGAUGA
Molecule: messenger RNA, 1998 nt
Organism: Durusdinium trenchii
Lineage: Eukaryota; Dinophyceae; Suessiales; Symbiodiniaceae
Source: the annotation of a GenBank genome assembly